UACUCCUUCGGGGGAACAUUUGUUAACAAUGGAGGAGUAGGUGGAUCUGUGGCAACCUAUGAGAACCAUGCUGCUGCAGCUGGUACAACCUUUGUCAAGAAUAAUCAGAGGCCACUGGAGUACAGGAUUGUGAAAUACAUGGAAGCAUCUAGCAUCAAAUACUUUGAGGUGGAUCACAGAUACAUUCACAUGGACAACAAAGGAGUAGCUUCACCCGUAGCAACAAUGAUAAUGGAAGAAAACACACACUUGUAUGAAUUCAAUGAAACCCAGGUUGAUGGCAAAACUAGAGUACUAUUCUACCACCCUGCUGAUGCUUCUCAGAUAACAGUCAUAAUUCACUUUUUCCUCGGCGAUCGCUCAGGUCAGGUCCACAUCAGAAUUAACCAGCUCAUCUAUGUGGAAUAUGUGGAAUCUGUAUCCAACAGAACAGAGGCUCCAGUAAGCUACAUCAUUGACAAUGGCUCAGAGGUUGUGUUUCCAACUGAAGUCCACAUGCAGGGAAUCAACACAACUCUUGGAGGCCUGCUCACAGGCAUGCAUCACAUGUACAUUCAGGAUGGCUGUACUCUGGUUGUUGAAGACACUGCUCAGACAGCCCAGCUAGAAAAUGAGGAGUAUGUAGACAAAACAGAUCCUGGAAAUUUCACAAUUCCUACCAUAAAUGUCAUGAGAGAUGGUGUCCUUCAGUUCAGAAAAAUAGAAACAGACUUUACUGUGAGUGCUGCAUUCUUGGAGGUAAAAUAUGGAGGCAUCAUUUAUAUGAACCAUGGCUUUGUUGAUGCAGGUGAUGUUGACAUUGAAUCCACUGGAAAGUUCAGCCUAGAAGGGCGAGGUCACCCAGCAAUGAUGGGUGAGGGGGCAGGAACAGGUCAGAACGGAGGAAGUUAUGGUGGUGUGGGCGGAGGGGCAACAGAUGACGAUGCAUAUGGCUCAUUGUUUGACCCAACCCAUCUUGGAAGUGGUGGGGGUGGCAGUACAGGUGGAGCAGGGGGAGGAUUUGUCAUGUUCACAAUUGGCAAAUCUUUCCACAUCGAUGGCGUCAUUGAUGCUUAUGGCUUAGAUGCCAUUGGGAACAGUGGAGGAGGAAGUGGAGGUUCUAUCCUAAUUAAGGCUUACAACAUGUCAGGUAAUGGAAUAAUUGAUGCCUCUGGUGGAGAUGGAAGUGGGACAGGCCAUGGUGGUAGUGGAGGCAGAAUUGCAGCCCACAUUGAGAGCACAAAUCUCUUUGCUGGCAAUUACAUGUGUAAAGGUGGUCAAAGUGGGGAUGGGAAUGCCACAAAAAUUGGAGGUCCGGGUACCAUCUACAAGUACGAGUCUGCUAGAGGGCCUCAGUACAGGGAGCUUAAAUACAACCCUAGGCUUGGAGAAACAAUGAUCAUGCCUGAGCACAGGAAAUUGUUAAUUGAAAAUGGUGACCUUCAGACCACCAAUCCAGCUGUGCUUAUGGAAGAGAACAAAAGCUACUACGAGUUUGAGGAAGUCCAGGUUGAAGGGUACAGCUAUGUGCACUUCUACCACCCAGACACUGCAAAUGUGGUGCAAGUGAAGAUCAAUGAACUGACAGGAAACAAGAAAGGCAUGGUAAGAGUGCAGAGCCACCAACAAGUCAUGGUCAACUUUGUGGAGGCCACUCAUACUUACCUGGACUCACCAUGUGGGUUCCAUGUGGACCCUGAAGGGGAACUCAUUUUGCCCUCAACCUAUGUCAUGUUGACUGAGAAAGCCAUUAUUGGAGGUGUGCUCAUUGGAGUUGAAGAACUUAUUAUUGAACGCAAUGCAGAACUAGUUGUUGACAAUAAUGCAAGUACAAUCCUUGUUGAUGAAAUUACAAUGGGAACACUACAAACCUCAUUAAACCCAGGAGUUGUUGACUUUUCAUCAAUCUCUGUCAAUAAUCUAGGCCUUUUUACACUGGACAUGAACCCACAGCAUCCAACAAUAGCAGCUGGUACCUUUACAGUCCGCAAUGGUGGGACAGUGAUAUCUGCUACACAGCAGGCCACAUUUGAGACAAGCGCUAUGACAGUUGAGAAGGGAGGGUUGAUCGACGGGACAGGCGAGGGUUAUGAUCUACAGGAUGGACCAGGGAAAGGAAUUGCCAACACUCACGAUGCCAGUGGUGGCAGUCUAGCCAGUGCAGGUGGACCUAGCUACCAUGGAGGGACAAGAAGUACAGCCUAUGGUGUGACAAACUGUUCAGAUGAGGUGUUUGGUAGUGGAGGUGGUGGGGAGAAUGGUGGAGCUGGGGGAUCCUACAUACACAUUGUUGCUGGAAAGCUCCUUAAAAACUAUGGAACCAUAUCUUCCAAUGGUGUGGAUGGACUGUCUACAUACAAAAGUGGAGGUGGGAGUGGCGGCACUCUCAAGGUCACAGCCACCGCACUUCAAGGUCGCGGUACAUUCACUGCACAUGGGGGUGGUGCUACCUUCUAUACUGACAUCAAUGGAAACAUCAUUGGUAACGGAGGUGGGUCUGGGGGAAGGAUUUGCAUCAACUUGUCUGAAAACUACAGAUUUUUGGGAACUCUCACAGCCAUUGGUGGUCAUUCCCAUGAUGGUUACCAUGGUUCACCAGGAACAGUGUGGCUGGUAAAUACAGUGGGCAGUGAUGUGACCACUCACCUUUGGGCUGACCACAGAAACCAGGCCUGGGGGUGUGAGAAACAUGCGGUAUAUGUGGAUGUACAAGAUGUGACCUAUAUGCAUCCCCUGCGAGAUGCUUGCAUACAUCCAACACAGGACCUGUCAGUAGACCAUAUUGGAGGAGAUGGAAUGGGAACAGUGUACAUAGACACUGGAAUCACCAUGGAACUCGCCCAGAAGUUUACCCGCACUUAUGUCCAAUCUUCUCUCUACAUUGAUGGCAAUGUAAGCUUCCCAGCAACAGUUACUGCUGAACAGACAGUGACAAGCGUGGGUAACAUUAUAGGUGUAGAACACUGGUACAGCCGAGGUAAUACAAAACUAAUGGCAACAGGACAAUCAAAAUGCACAGAUGGAGUUGAACAUGCUGGCGAAUACUACUUUUCCACAUUUACAGCCCUAAGUGAAGGGGAAUUCACAUUCUCUGAUACAACCUACAAUGUCAGUGAAGGACUAACCAUAUUUUUGGACACACUACACAUGGAAGGCCUGUCCCAUGGCUACAUUAACAGUUCCUGCACAGUGAUCAGCAGAGUCCUUGAGAUUGAAAAGCAGUCCUUGCUUGAUGGGAUGGGGCGGGGCUACAUUACCAAUGAUGGCCCCGGGAAUGGAUGUACCAGCGGUUGUGGCUCAGGAGGUGGACAUGGUGGAGCAGGGGGCCAGUGUUCUGGCUGUGGCAGCUGUGCAGGUGGAUUGGCAUAUGACAGCAAUGUCCUGCCUUCUCUGUCAGGCAGUGGAGGUGGUACAUGUUCUCACGGUCAUGGUGGAAUGGGUGGUUCAGCUGUCCGGCUCGUGAACACCUUCACGGCAGUAGAUGGUAACAUUGUGAUGGAUGGUGAAUCAAGUAAAGGUGGAGGAGGUGGUGGAGCAGGGGGUUCGAUCUGGCUAGACAGCAUGAUAAUGCAUGGCUGGGGCACACUGGGAGCUAAUGGUGGUUCAGGCAGCAGUGACUCGUGCGGCACUUACAGUAGCCACCAGGGCGGGGGAGGAGGAGGGGGUAGUAUACGAACCUGGGGGAGCGAUUUUACCAGUAAGCUCCUUCUGCAUCAGAGAACAGUCUUGCCUGGUACUGGGUAUCGCAAUGGGAAUAGUGGAACCCUAUAUAGAGAGAGUGGGAAUGUGUGCAGUGGGAGAGGACUGUUCAAUGAAUCUUCUCUACUGUGUGAAUGUGAUGCAGGUUUUGUUGGCUAUGACUGUCAGUUCCAGUGUGAUAGUAUCUCAACAUGCUCAGAAAAUGGUGUCUGCAAUGACAAAGGCCAGUGUGAGUGCAAUACAGGCUAUGUUGGUACCCACUGUACUAGCCAAUGCCACCGUGACAUUGACUGUAAUGGAAAUGGUGAAUGCUCAACCUGCGGCCUCUGUGUCUGUGACCCAUGUUUCUCCGGCCCAAAUUGCUCCAUUGAAUGUAGCGGGUUUGGUUCAUGCUCAGCUAACCAGUGUGUCUGUGAUGCCUGCCACCUUGGAGUGCAAUGUGAGUCUGAAUGCAACAACCAUGGGUCAUGUGAUUCCGGUACAGGAACAUGUACAUGUGACAACAACUGGGGAGACUUCAAGUGCACCAGAAAAGGAUGCCCGGGGCCAGACCUCAGCUGUAAUGGACAUGGAGAAUGCAACUCUGGAACAAGCACCUGCUUCUGCAGAAUUGGCUGGGAAGGUGACGACUGUGGUACCCCAGACUGUCCAGGGGAACCCAACUGCAAUGACCAAGGACACUGUAACAUCAACUACGACCCACCUAAAUGUACCAACUGUGAUAGUGAAUGGAUGGGUCCCGCUUGCAAUGACCCCUGCGUUUAUGGAACGCCCAAUGAGAAUGGGACAUUCUGUAAUUGCUCUCAGACCUGUUUCCACGGGGCUGGAUGUAACAUAGAGUGCUCUGGAAAUGGGAUCUGUGCUCCAAAUGGCUCUGGAGAAUGCUUCUGUGAUCCGCUUGUUGGCUGGGAUGGAACUUACUGUGAAAUUCGAGGCUGUCCAAGACACCCAGUGACCAAUGUUCAAUGCAGCAAUAGAGGCAACUGUGACUCUGAGCGAAUGCAGUGUGAGUGUGAUGCUGGAUGGGAUGGUGUUGCCUGCCACAUUGCCGACUGCCCCGGGCCAACCAAUUGUUAUGAGCGUGGCACGUGUGAUGAGUCUACGAGCCCACCGAAGUGUGUGUCUUGUGACGCCAACUGGAUGGGUGAAGCCUGUAAUGACCCUUGUCUGCAUGGAACUCAGACACCAAUGGACAGUGGUAUCUGUGAGUGUGACUCCGGAUGGACAGGUGUGGGAUGUGACUCUGAGUGCUCGGAACAUGGCAGUAUCGAUCCAGGAACUAACAUGUGUGUGUGUACGUACGAGCUGGGCUGGAAGGGAGAGGUGUGUAACAUACCUGGCUGUCCUGGACUUAACAACACAGACUGCAGUGGAAGAGGUGGAUGUGACAGUACCUCAGCGACAUGCACAUGUAACAAGGGCUGGCAGAACAUUGGUUGUGAGGACGCAGACUGCCCUGGCGACCCUGACUGUAACAACAGGGGAACAUGUGUGGACACUUUUGACCCACCUGAAUGCUUGUGCCAACAGGGUUGGUUUGGCGAUGCCUGUGAGGAGGAGUGUGUUAACGGCUUGGUGAGCCCCUUGGGUUCUGAUGAUUGUGUUUGUGACCCAGGCUGGGUAGGCAUCAACUGUGAUGUGGAGUGCUCACACCAUGGAACCAUUGUCAACAACAUGUGUCAGUGUGAUAUUGGCUGGCGUGGAGGGGUAUGUGAUAUCCCCGGCUGCCCUGGAGUUAACAAGGACUGCACUGGACAUGGGAACUGUAACACAGAAUUGCACGAGUGCACAUGCUUCAGCGGCUGGACCGGGGAGGUGGAUGGAGCGGGUGUUCUUGACCCAAUGUUGAAUGCCUGUGACGUUCCAGAUUGUCCUGGUAGUCCUGAUUGUAAUGCCCAGGGCACUUGUGAUGAUUCAUACACAACUCCCAAAUGUGUUGACUGCAAUUCUGGCUGGAUGGGCGCUGCUUGUGAGGAAAUCUGUGAUGCAGACCAUGGCGCUCAAAGCCCUAUGAACAGUGGUUUCUGUGAAUGUGAUAGCUGCUACACUGGGAAAGGCUGCAAUGUUGAGUGUGACGGGCAUGGAACUUGUACUGAAGGAAAAUGUGUAUGCGGGGUGGGAUGGCGUGGAACAAAGUGUGAGGUUCCCGGUUGCCCGGGUAACGUGACUGACUGUACCCUCCAUGGCGUCUGCAAUACAGCUAUACAUAAGUGCACAUGUACUCCAGGUUGGAUGGGAGAUGACUGUGCGACCCCGGACUGUGGAGAUGGUGCAUGUUAUGUGGACGAGGGUCGCGGCCUGUGUGAUGGCUCUUCUGGCAUCCCAGAGUGCAUCUGCAAUAUUCCUGAUGGCUGGUACGGACUUGACUGUGACAAAAAGUGUGAGAAUGGCACGGUGGAAAUGACGAACAAUGUGGGUGGAGAGUGUGUGUGUGACCCUUGUUAUAAUGGAGACAGGUGUCAACUUGAGUGUUCCACAAACGGGGUCUGUAAUGAGAACGGUACCUGCGAUUGCUUCAGAGAACCACACAAUGCGUAUGUCGGUACCCUAUGCGAGACAGAAGGCUGUCCAGGUGAGGAGGGGAAGUGUACAGGGAAUGGUGACUGUAUCAACAUGGUGUGCAACUGCUACCCCGGCUGGCAGUCAGAUGACUGUAGUGUCCCUGAGUGCCCCAAUGAUUGUAACAAUCGCGGAGAGUGUGUGUACAACACAGAGAUAGAGGCAGGGGAAUGUAUGUGUAACGAGUCCUGGAUUGGAAAUGACUGCUCUGUACCCUGUGUAAAUGGAACCAACAAUGGUGAUGGGGUCUGCCAGUGUACAUUCACAUGUAAUACAGGCCUGUCAUGUGAUGGCAUCUGCAGUGGUAAUGGUGAAUGUAACAGUGAAGGGGACUGUGUUUGUGACUUUGACCUUGGGUUUAAAGGCGAGAAAUGCACAAUAGAUGGUUGCCCGGGCUGGCCAGACAACUGCAUGAAACAUGGUACAUGUAACGCGGCCAGUGGGGAAUGUGAGUGUGAACAAGGCUGGAAGGGGAAUGCGUGCCAUAUUGCGGACUGCAACUGUAAUGGGGUAAAUGCCACGUGCGAGAUGAGAGAUGGCGAUGAAAAGCCCCGGUGUUAUGAUUGUGAGGCCCCUUACAUUGGAGACAAAUGCCAGUUUAGAUGUGUCGAUGGAGUUGAAAACCCAACAACCUUUGAGUGUAUCUGUGAUGCGUGCUACAGUGGAGCUGAGUGUGACUCUCUUUGUAAUGGACAGGGAUCCUGCAAUAACGGAACCUGUGAUUGUGGCUUUCAUGGCUGGAGGGGAGAGUUCUGUGAAAACGAGGAGUGUCCCGGCUAUGACAUCUCAUGCACAGGUCAUGGUGACUGUAUUCCAACUGGAGAAUGUAACUGUUACACAGGAUGGACUGGCAACGGCUGUCAUACCGUACAAUGCCAGAAUAAUUGUAGCGGCCAAGGAAACUGCCUGCCCUUGGAGCCACCAGAAACUCCAAGGUGCCAAUGCAAUGAGGGCUACUUCAAAACUGACUGCAGCAAUUUCUGUGACCAUGGAACUGUAAUCAAGCCAGAAACCGAGGAUCUCUCCACCUGGUACUGUGAGUGUGAUGCCUGUUAUACAGGGGAGACCUGUAACCUUGAGUGUUCCGGACGGGGUUCGUGUGAUGCCAGUGGCCAGUGUGACUGUGGGACGGCAGGAUGGAGGGGAGAUAACUGCGAGAAAGCUGGGUGUCCUGGGUUGGCUGGCACAGACUGCUCUGGGCAUGGAGACUGUAUCACAUCAUCUGCUGAAGAAAUUGGAACUUGUCAAUGCCAGACAUACUGGGUGGGUGAAGGUUGCUGGACAGCAGAAUGUCUCAACAACUGCACAGGGCGUGGCACUUGUAACAGCACAGUGGAAGUGCCCUUCUGUACCCACUGUGACCAGGGCUGGAUGGGGGCCGACUGCAGCACACCAUGCCAUGGCAUACAAGAACCUAUGGACAGCGGUACCUGUGUGUGCCAGAGUAACUGUAGAAGCGAGGAUGACAACUGUGAGGCUAUAUGCAGUGGACACGGCACAUGUAAUAACGAUACGGGUACAGACUUCUGCGUGUGUGAUGAUGGUAGUGGGCUCAAUGUCAAUGGCUACUGGGGUGACCUGUGUGAGGAGCGAGGUUGUCCAGGAUUUAACAUAGAGUGCAGUGGCCAUGGGUUGUGCAUCCAAGGGAAUUGCCAAUGUAACACUGGCUGGGGCCUAAACAGGACCUACUGCCAUGUGGCAGACUGCCCGGGAAGCCCUGUAGACUGUAGUGGAAAUGGUCAAUGUGACAUCACUGGUGCUAUCCCAGUCUGUGCAUGUUAUGAAGGCUACAUGGGCUCCGAGUGCCAGUACCGGUGUGUGCAUGGUACCUCCCAGAAUGACAUCUGUGUCUGUGACCCUUGUUACACCGGGGGAGCAUGUGAUGAGCUCUGCAAUGCGCACGGCUCCUGUGACAACAAUGGGACAUGUGACUGCAAUCCAAAAUACUGGGGCACUAUGUGUGAAGUCAAGGGCUGUCUUGGUGUGGGAGAGAGUUGCUCAGGCCAUGGUCUGUGUAACCAGGUGGACCAAGUGUGUCAAUGUGACUCCUACUGGACAGGUGAUGACUGUAACUCCUGGGACUGCCCUGGGGACCCUGAUGACUGCAACAACAGAGGUGAAUGUGAGGGUGACACUUACUGGCCACCCAAGUGUUUGAACUGCACAUUGUCCAUGGGAGACUCAUGCCAGUAUGACUGCAUUAACGGACAGGAGGUGGAGCUGUUCUCUGCCGUGUGCACAUGUAACACAUGCUUCUCUGGCUUCUCCUGUGAUGUCGAGUGUAGCACAAAUGGAGAAUGUGCUGUGGACAAAUCUGGCAGUGAGUUUUGCAACUGUUCAGCAGGAUACAAAGGAGACUUCUGUGAACAGCUUGACUGUCCAGGUGAACCAGACUGUACGAGCGACCUCCACGGGACUUGUUCCAUCAACAAUGGUGUGAUAGGGUGUGUGUGUAAUGGAGGGUUUGGAGGGGAUGAUUGUUCCACACUACUCUGUCCCGGCUCUGCAGCUGGCACUCCUUGCAACAACAAUGGUGACUGCCUGCUCAUGUCCGGAGCUAGUGCCCCAUCAUGCGAGUGUUACCAUGGUUUCACAGGUCUGGCAUGUGACCAGUGCACAGCCAACUUUGUGGGCACCCAGUGUGAGCGCUGUCAGGACUUCUACAUUGGCUACAACACCACAUGUGACACGCUCUGUGUGAAUGGUUAUGCCACUGAGUAUGGCGGUGAUGUGUGUGAAUGUAAUGACAAUAACGUGGAUGGGCACUGGAUCAACCCAGAGGAUGGCUGUGUGGUCUGUCUCCAGGGAUGGAACCUCCCACACUGUACCGAGUGUGCUGCCAACUGGGUUGGCCCUGACUGUGACAUAAGCUGUAUGGACGACAAAGGCUACUUCCUCAACAACGAUGAUGGUUCCAUCAUUGAAACCCCCAUCACUCCAGUGUUCCAAUGUGUCCAAGACAACGGGGAUGGUCUCUACACUGCCUGGUUUGGCUAUAUCAACUCAAACCCAAACAAUGUUUACAUCACCUCCAUAGGGGAGAAUGCCUUCUACACUGACAAUGAUGUGGAUAUGGAAUUCUCUCCUCUAACCAAGUUCAUUCCUCAGACUGUGCAGUAUGCUCUAACUGUUGGGCCCAUCAAUAUGACAGCAAUAGGCACAUAUAGAUGGAGAGUAUUUACACUGUCCUUGAGUGACACUCCACUGUCUGCUGACAUCGAUGUCAACACCAUUUGCUCAGACACACCCACACUGACUCCUUUGCCGGUGGUCCAAGGCACCUGUGUGUGUCACCAUGGUUACUGGGGCCCUGCCUGCGAGAUGGAAUGCCCGGGCAAUGGCAACAAUCCCUGUUUUGGGAAGGGAACAUGUGACACAGGAACAGGUCAUUGCUCAUGCAUCAAGGCGGCAAACCCUAAUGACAACUGUGAGACUUGUCUCAGUGGGUGGUACGGAGAUGACUGCUCCCUGGUGUCCACCAACAGAGAGAACUCCAAUGCAGAGUGGUACACAGGCAUGGUUUAUGGGCUGGGCAAUUUCCAGACAUAUGAUGGUUCUAAGUACAUGAGUAACAAGGUUGGUCAGUAUCUACUGACCAGGGUCACAACAGCUUCAUCACAACAACUGGAUGUUCACAUUGUCAGGAUGUCCGGAUCAAACGAGGUUCCAGUUUCCAUGACAAGUGCUAUUGGAUUCUCCAUCAAUGGUCAGAAGGUGGUCAUAAGGGCAGAUGACCAGGGCGGGGCAGGUACUGUGUACAUAAAUGGUAAACUGACCACUGUGGGAAGUGGCCUCACCCUGGCUCCAGAAUGCACUCUGAAAAAGGUUUCGGACAAUCAGUACCAGCUGACUUCUUUCACAGACUUCUACAUCAACAUUGACAUGCAGAAAAGCUACAUUGAUGUCACAGUGAACGCCAAGCAAUCAAUUUGCUCCAGUGCUCUGGCUUUGUUAGGGUCCUGUGACAAUGAUAAUACCGAUGAUUUUACAACAAGCAACGGAAACACAUUGACUUCAGGCGAUUCAUCCUUCUCUCUCACAACAGACAACAUUGAGAAUGUAUUCGUAUCCUCCUGGACAAUUGAUGAUGGUGUAUUCACUGAUGUUAUCCCAGAAUUCAACAGUGAAGGAGGAGACACUUGUAUCCAAGUCAUUGCCAGCUCAAUGGAAAGCUAUUCUAUUAAAUACUUCACAGAGAAUGCCAUCACUGUUGAAAUAAUAUUCUACUUAGAAGUUGUCACAGGCAAUUCAGCUACACUGUGGUCUUACAAGAAUCACAAUGGACACAUUAUCUCUGCUAUGGUGACUAGUGACCUUUAUGUUGCAUAUUCCAUCUUUAACCCAUCAGAAACAACAUACACAGUUGAAACAAUUCCUGUAGAGCUACAGAAAUGGUACCAACUCUCUUUUGUUUGGUCGAGCGCUGAAACAAAAGUCCGAGUUAUACUUGUUGCCGACACUAAAGCUAGUAAUGAUGCAUUCAAUAUUGACACAAACGUUAAGGGUAUCUUUGCCCCUGGUGGCUCCUUUAUGCUCGGUAUGACAUAUGACAACAAUGAUUUCCCAUUCAACGGAUAUCUUGACAACUUUAUAGUGUGGAAAACAGCUGAGAUUAAUGAUGACAUAAUUACCAGAGCAUUUGUUUACCUUAUCUCUUCAGAUCAGCCUAACUUGUCAUACAUUUGGCGCUUCAAUGAGGGUAGUGGAUACACAUCAUCAGACAGUAGUGUGUAUAAGAUCCCAUUCAACUGGGAAAGUGGAAACUGGGCCAACAUUAAGUGGUCUGUAUGUACGUACAAGAUGGAUUAUCCCUCUGCAACGGAUGUCAUUGACAAAAUAAUUGAAAAUCCUCCAAUAGAAUUUGAGAAGUAUUGUAAUGAAACGGUAUACAGCAUACCAAAUGGUGGGGACCUAGGAGAUGCAGCUCUUUAUGAAUUUUACACUGAGUGUUUAACUGCAACAAUCCUAACAAAUGACAAAACAGCUGGAGACGCUGUUUUGAAGCCAAUCUAUGACACGCUUGAACCCAAUAGAACAUCUGAGACCUACCCAGGAACGCUCCUUUGCAAUGAAAAACCAGAAAAUUCUGAUUAUUACGGUGAAAACUGCAAUGUGUACUGUGUAACUGGAGCAGGGGACUACAAUGCCAAUGAUGGUGUUUGUAACUGCAGAGCGGUUUACUAUGGAUAUGGUUGUUCGAAGCAGUGCCCCUACGCCAGGGGUGAAGUGUGCGGAGGGGGAACAUGUCAGCCUGAUACUGGACUUUGUAUAUGCUCAUCUGAAAAAUUUGAUCCUGAUACAGGCUGUGAGACCUGCUCUAGUGGCUAUGUCGGAGUUGAUUGUUCAUCUGUGGGCGCUGUCAUUCCCUCAGGCCUGAGCCAAUACACUGCCACAUGCUAUGGUCAAGGUCACUGUCAAAUGUUUGAUGGACAGAUGUUUGACAUGACUACACCUGGGGAAUAUCUUCUCUUCAAGUCAAGCUCAGCAGCAAUCCAGGUUUAUGCAAGAAUGAGGCCAUGUGCAUCAUGUAAAACAUGCACUCAGCAAAUAUGGUUUAGACUUGCUAGCAACAACUUUAUCAUAAAGACACCUCUCAUUUUGAAUGAUCCACUUAUCUUGGAGCAAGAUGGAAUGCUGGUUACCAUCCUAAGUCUUGCAACUCAUACAAUAGACUCUGAGACUACCAUUACAUGGAUAGAUAAAGUGACUCUACAAUUUGUCAAAGGAUCAUUGGUUAUUGAUGUAUCAUUCAUUGAGGGCUCAUCCUAUUUGUCAGUCAAGAUAAGCACAAAUUGUGCAUCAAAUGACAUCUCAGGCUUACUCGGAAACUGUAAUAGAAACAAAGAUGAUGAUUUCAAAUUAGAGGAUGGCAGCAAUGUUCAAUACAGUGAUGUGAGCAAUGAAAUAAUUGACGACCAGUUUUCUGUCUACCUAACAAACCUCCGAAAUACUGAACCUGAGAAUAGCUUUGUGUACACAUAUCCAGACGUUGAUUUUACUGAGCCACAAGACAUGAUGAAAGGAUACAGCAUCUUCAUAAAUGGGAGUGGAGCAAUGACACCAAGAAUGCCAACAGAUUCCUUUUAUGAAACAACAGCUUUCAAUGUAUCAGUGGAGGUGAGAGUGAAAACACUUGGAAAUAAUGGUUUAAUUGUUGGAUACUACAAAGCAAAUUCAGAUAAUAAGUUCAGUCUGUACCUAGUAGAUAGUAAACUUACGAUUUUCCUGUACAAUACAACUUUCGGAACUGACUUCACUCUUACAUACAACACAUGGUAUCACAUUUUGCUAGCAUUUGAUCUGAAAAACAACAAGUUUGAUGUAUCAGUGUAUCAGGAAACUACCAAAGCUUUCUUCAAACAGUACAGCCAUUCAGCUGUGUCUUUUCCUUCACAAGGCCACUUUCUGCUGGGAAUAUGGGAAAUGGAUCCGCACUUGAACUUUGGUAACUUCCUAGGUCUCGUCGGUGAGCUCAGGGUCUGGAAUAUCUUCCUAGAUAACAAGAAAAUCUACACACUGGUGACUGACCCUGGUAUAACUGGUGUAGAUGGCCUUGUGCUUCAGUACAGGUUCCCCGAAGGCACAGGCACAACCACAUAUGAUUCGAACAAGGGCAUAAGCAUGAAGUUCUCCAGUCAAGGAAAGGUAGCUUGGAUAAUAUCUGAUAAAUCAGGUGUUUCGAUAUCAACCCUUCCUUGCACAAUUUCCAUAGAUGAAACUAGAAUAGAGGAAUGUAAGACAAUAUUUGCUACAGAAUCAGUAAUCAGUUCAUGUGAUGGACUUGGCACUGACACAUCUUCCACUUUCCUCGAUGCCUGUAAGAAUGAUGACAGUUACGUAUCUGCCCUGAAUGCCUAUAUUGAUCUGUGUGAAGAGAUCCUUAACCCAGCAACUAGUCCUACAGAGGACCUUUGCAAAGACCACACCAGUGAACACUAUGACACCUUCUGUGGACACAGGUGUAUGCAAGGUGAGCCAACAGCUGAUGGUUGUAUUUGCUACACAGGAUUCUGGGAUUGGAAUUGUGCUCAGGAAUGCCCUAAUAGAAAUGCUAAUGGCCUCCCUUGCUUUGGAAAUGGUGCUUGUGAAGUAGAAAAUGGGAAAUGCUUGUGCAAGACAGGUUUUGAUUCAGCAACUAAUUGUGAGACUUGCAUUUCACCUUACUACGGAGAUGACUGUUCAAAAUACAAUGUAACUCUUCCACUUGCAAGUGGUUCAGGGCCCCUCAUUCCAAUAACAACUACAACUGCAGCUCCCGGAUCAUCAACAGCAUCACCACCAACACAAGCACCAACUACUGCGUCCCCUCCUACAGGAACACCAUCUACCCCAAGUGGAAGCGGUACUAACAUUGGAAAAACUUGCUCUUUAUCUGGCUCAUUGAAAGUUCUGUCAUUUAAUACAUUUGGAUUCUCCAUCGGUGCUGCUAAUGAGUUCUUUAUUCUAAAACCUCUUCCAACUGUUAUUGAUAAAUAUCCAGCCAUGACUGCACAAUCUGUCAAAUGUGGAACAGCCAUAUGCUUGAAAUCAAUUCAAAUUAAAUUCCUUACAGAAACCAUCGUAAUUGAUGGAACAUCUUUAGCAGUAAAAAAUCGCAUUCAAGUAAAUGGAGUGUAUGAUUUGACUUAUUUACAAUAUUUUAACCACACGCAGACAGCAACUAAUUCACAUAUACUUUCAAGAAAAGCUGGUUUAGUAACAGAUACACUUACAUUGGCAGUAACAUUCUCGUCAAAAGGGUACAUAAAUUCCCUUGUAUUGAAGACCAACUGUACUGAAUGCUCUGACUACACAAUGUGUAAAAUGCCACCUGGGUUAGAGAGCACAUACAAUGCCAAGGAUUCAUCUACAUACCUCACCAUACUAGUCCCUACUGAAGAACAAACCCUUUCUGAUGCAGCAGUUGAACCGUCAACAGAAGCAUUAACAUCUCUGUCAUUUGGAUCAACAAGUUCAGGAACCUAUGGAUCUCUUGGAUCUGGCACUACAACAACAUCUUUUGGAUCAGGAUCAAGUUCUUCAACAUCAGGAGAGAGUUCAGGCACCGGCUCAGACUCUGGAAGUAACUCUGGAACAUCCGAUGGUUCAACUACCUCAUUAACAACACUGACUGCUUCUGGUGAUUCCUAUACUCAAGUGUCUUCAGUCAUCAUUAACGGUGUAUUUGACCAAACUAAGCAAACAACAAUUGAAAUGAGCAUUUUACCUAAAGGAGAUACCAGUACUGGGAACGUAUUCCAGUAUGUUACACAAACUACAUUUGAAGUGUUUUUAGAUAACAACAAAGUGAAGGUGAAAGCUGAUACAACUGUAAUAGAUACUGGAAUUAUUUGUCCUGAUGAGCAGUGGUGCAAAAUGACAUUUAAUCAAGAUACUGACACAGAGAAAAUGACAUUAACUGUGGAAAAUCCAGAUGUUCCUGGAAGCGAACAAACAACGAGUUUCAUUGUCCCAAAUAAUUGCUUUGCCGAUGCAGGUAGAAUUGUGUUUGGAAAACCAGCAGGUCCUCAAGAUGCCUCAGUCACCACUGCAACAACUGGCUCAUUCUCUGGACAAAUUGAAGAUGUUUCUGUAUAUGUAGAAGGAAGCACUGUACCAUCUGCUAAAUACACAUUCGAUGAAGGAUCAGGACAAACAAUAACUGAUGUAUCUGGCCAUGGUUUUGAUGCAGUCAUACAUGAUCCAUUUGGAAUGGGAAAUACCGGCUUUGCAGUCUCAACAUUCCCUGCUCCCGAGCUAGAAACUCAGCUUACUGGAGAAUUCACUACUGAAACUAGCCUAAUGCAAGCUAAUGAAUCUUGUAUUGCUGCAUACAAUAUUCAGACAAUUCAAGAUGCAUGUAAUGGUCUUGGAUCUGGGGCACAAUCAGUAUUUAUUUUCGAAUGCAUGGAUUAUGUGGCAAGAAAUGGCAUAGACAGCAUAACUGAACAACUAGAAUCAUAUACACAACUGUGUUACCUCCAGCUAAUUGAAGAUCCAUUAAACCCAGCAACUCUUGAACUAGACCAGAACCCAACCAAAUUGUUAUGUGUCGAAGAUCCAACAAUAGCAGGCUUUGUGGGCGAAACUUGUGACAUUCCCUGUGUGAACCCAGAUCCUGCAGACACAACAAAGUGUACCUGUGCUGAUGGCUACUUUGGUGAGAAGUGUGAUGAGAUCUGCCCAGGGGGUGUGGAUACUCCUUGCAACAACCAUGGCAUAUGUGACAAGACAUCUGGAGAAUGCCAUUGCUCCUUGAUCUUCACUGGAACUGAUUGCUCACAAUGCUCAAGCUCAUACUAUGGAGAAAACUGCACAGUAAUAGUCCAGCCUAAUAGUGCAAGUGGAUCAACUGUGACUGCCUCUUUCAGUAGUUCAAGUAAUUUGAAAACAUCAGAUGGUGCAUACUUGCAGGUGAACAACAAGGGUCUACUAACAGAGUUGUAUAAUGAUGGAAAUUUGAUAAUAGAAGCACAAACUGGCCCAACCGAACUAUAUGCUAGUGCUCUUAAAGCAGUUGCUCUCUCAAUUGCAGGGCAAAAUGUCAGCAUUUACCCAACUGACUCUGGUACUGUCAAGCUGAAUGGGGCAGAAAUUGCACUAGGAACACUUACUCUGGCAGGCCGAUAUGAGGUGACCAAGACAAGUCAAGAGGUCAUUUCUAUAACAGGACCAAACAGCUUCUCCUUGAGCGUUCCAGUGAGUGGUGAUAGCCUCAAUGUUCAAAUGGAAAUUUCAAAGUCAGCAAGCCAAUUAGCUACAGGCCUCUUUGGUCUCAAGAAGGAAGGCACUGUGUCCAGUUGUCCAGAAGGUGACAUGGUUUGUGUGAUUAAAGCUGAAGGUCUUACCAGUGCUGUAACAAAUCCCAACUAUGAGAUAACAACUGAUGAUCUAACCAACUACUUUGUCAAUAUUAGCAAAUCGUACCAAGAUUCAAUCUUCAAAUAUUCAGGGGAGACACAAGUCACAGCAGGCUCUGCUCUGAAAAUAUCUGAUGGAGGAUCAGUUGCCCUGCCUAAGAUAAGUGAAGAUAUGCUUGUUACCAAUUCAACACAAUAUUCAAUUGAAAUGAGAUUAAAAAUGGAAACUAAGACUGAUGGAACACUCAUAAGUGUAGCAAAUGAUAAUAGUACACUUGGAAUAAUUUGUAAAGGAGGAUUCUACACUGUAAAAUAUGGCACCUAUGAGUAUCUAACUAAUGUUCCAGUCACUUUAAGUGAAUGGACCAAUGUUGGUCUAUCUUUUGACCAAGAAACCGGUAAAGCACUGUUCCACGAAAUCCAUGAGAGUGGGAAUACAAUAUUCAAGCAGCUGAACAUUUCUGAAGCCAUUGCUGUAUAUGGUGAACCAAUUCAAGAAGGUGUAUCUCCAGUAGUAGGACAGUGGCAAAACAUUGGACAGUCUGAACCCACAGACCCACCUGAAGGCAGUGACCCACCAACCAUGAUUGUCGAUAGAGUGUUGAUUACUCCUGCUUACAACAAUAUAACUGACUAUGAGGCAAGCUUUAUGACCAAUGUAGAUUAUGCAACUUUUUUAACAAUGGCAACCACUAACACAAUAAACACAACUUCAACCACAGACACUACAGAUGGAACAAUUGACGAAACAGAUGAAGAAACAGAUGAUGAUACAGAGAGCACAACUUCUACAGCUAUUCUCUCUGGAACAACAACCACAGGAGUGACAAUUCCAAUCAUGGGACUCAACUUUGACGAUGGAACCUCAGCCCCAAUAGAGUUCAUAACAGGUCAAACUGGUCAAAUAGGCUUUGAGGGAACUUACUCCUACCAAGAAAGUGAUCCACCAAUACUCCUUGCAGGAGUUACAGAUCAAAAUGCCAAUGAAGUGGUCCCAGACACAACAGAUCCAGCCAUUGUCGAAAAUUGUGGCACUAUGAAACAAGCACUUGUUGGAUCCUGCAAUGCUAUUUUGGUAGAAUUAAUGUACAAAAGCUGUUUAUAUGAUUCUAUAAUAAGUGGAUCAGUAGACAAUGCACUUGACUCUGUUCUCAAUGCAGCAACACUAUGCAAGAUGGAAGAAAAUCUCAAUGCCCUGCCCACUGACUCUCUUUGUAACAGCUUUGGAGACAGGUUAUAUGCAGGAAUGGGUGGAGAGAACUGCAAUAUCCAGUGUCCAUUUGGAAAAGUAGAGAAUGAUGCCUGUGUGUGUUUUGACGGCUACUGGGGCAGCGAAUGCCAGCAUGAAUGUCCUGGAGGUCAUGCGGAUAUCUGUAGCCAGCACGGCACAUGUAACACCACCACUGGGAAGUGUGCUUGCGAGGAAGAAUGGAAUGGAGACACCAUGUGCAGCACAUGCUCUCAGUACUACGGAGGAGAGAACUGUGACACUCUCUACACAGAUCCCAAUGUGGGCGAAGUGACAACUACUACCACACAAGGCCCUGUGGAAACCACCAUAUCGGGAGGGGAGGUGAUUACAGUGAUACCAACUGGAAAACGGGUGAAGUGCACGGCCAGGGGAAAAAGAGGCAAGAUAAGGAUGUUUAAUACUUAUAUGAAAAGAGUCAAAACUACGUUAGACAAAGCUGUUCUUCUUGAGAUGUCCAACCUCAGGAUUCUGAUUCGACAAAUCAAAUUGAAAAUUCGGAGGAGAAAGGUUACAGUCAUUGACAAAGUUUACAUAACCUAUGAUAACCAAUCAGUCAACUUUGAGCUGAUGUUUGGCUCAAGAAACAGAAAGAAAAGAAGCAGAAAGGCCAAGUCAAAAAUCACAAUUGGUGAUGAGAAACUCACAGAAUGGAAUCAAGAAGAUAUAACACUUGGACAACUCAGCAUGCGAACAUUAAAUGCAAAAACCACACAACUACGAGUAGACCAUCUCGGGUUUAAGAUGAAAGUCGUUCGCGGUGGUCGUUUCUUCAGGCUUAAUGUCGUUCUUGAUAACAACAAGAGGAAUCAUGUGGGUCUGUGUAAGGAUGCAGGGAACAUCAUCACCAGUGAAUACCAGACAUACGCCUCAUCUAAUGUAGUGCUAAUUAAAGAAACAGGAACAAAGUGCUAUGCGGGUGUGGACUUCAGCUUCAAGAGUUACUUUGAUAACACAGCAGUCUCCGGCAAGGUCGCAGGCUCGGCAGCAUGCUGUAGCAGUGCAAGCUUAAGUGUGAACAACUUCCAACUCUUUAACGGCAUAGAAACAACGAUCAUGUUCUACCUGAAAACGUGCACAGACUGUCAUGGAGUAAUCUUCUCCUACAAACGCAAAGGAAGGAGGCCUCUCAGUCUGGACUACAUGAACGAUGAAUUACAACUCUCCUAUGGAAAGAAGACAACCUACACAACUGGCAUUCCUCUCGAGGAUAACGUCUGGCAUUUCAUUGCCAUGACUUGGAGCAAGAAGUUGAAGGAAAUAAACCUGUAUGUGCUAAGUUCAAAGACUGGUAGCACCUUGCAGACAUUUAAGCAGAAGAAAUUUAGGCAAGCGGUGUUCUCUGCAGGUGGAGCUCUGUCUAUUGGCAAGUUCCAGAUCAGCCAGAGAGAGAGCAAGUGGAAGAAAACUGACUCAUUUGUGGGAUGCUAUGACUCCUUGGCAUUUGCAUACAAAGCACUGGAACCUACUGUAAUCCAGAACCUUUACUCCAAGACCCCUAGUGAAAUAGAGGCCUACCUUGACCAGACUGACUUCUUCUACUAUGACUUUGAUGAAGACCCUGCUGACACCGACGGGUAUCUCGAAAACAAUAAAGCCACAGAUUCACUGAAGAUUGAAAACAAGGCACCACUUAAAAACUGCUACCUCAAGACCUCAGAUGCACCAAUAGCUGAGGAAUCUACAGCUAACAAACGUCGGAGACGAUCAGUGGACAUGGAGAAGACCAGAUUGACCCCACAUGUGCAAUACUCUGCAUGGAAGGAGCCUACAGUCAGACAAAAGAGGGCAACCAUUGGCUACGACUUUGAUGCAUUUUGCGACCGCGUGUUUGAUUCCUCUUCAAGCUCACUAUCUCAGACCUGCAGUGUAACCUCAAUGCUGCCGACAAGGAGUACCUAUCUAUGGGAAUGUUAUGAUGCCAACGGCGACUCUGAGGCAAUAGCAGACGCCAUUGAAAGUUUUGCCUCUGCUUGUGAAACUGACCUAAAUUUGAGCUCAAAUCCUGCUUCCCAGACCUGCCGUGAGUUUGAAAAUGACUUCAACCUGUAUCCGUAUCUGUCCGAAGUCUGCAGUCCCGACUGCUUGAAUGGUGCUCUUACAAGUUCUUCCAGCUCCUGCGAAUGUGACAGUGGCUUCUGGGAUUCCAUGUGCAGUUCCAUAUGCCCAGGUGGUGCAACCAAUCCAUGCAAUGGAUUUGGGUCAUGUGAACAGAGUACGGGAGAGUGUAACUGCCCCAUCAACAGGAUGGGCAGCGCUGACUGUAGUGUCUGCUCUGGUGGAUGGUAUGGUGACAACUGUGAUAUCUCAGACAAUGAGGAAAUAAGUGGUGUCUCCAACUCAAUGGCAAUACUGGGCCAGCUUGGUAGCAUCUACACAUUAGAUGGUUUAACUUACUCAAUAAAAUCUCAAGGGGAAAUCUUACUGCUAGCAGUUUCAGAAAAUAUUGUUAUCCAUGGGAAAUUCAUCACAUGUUAUACAAACUAUUCCUGCACAUCAUUCAUUGCAACAAGAAUUGGAGACAGUGCUAAUGGCUUUGCUACAAUAACUAUCCAAUCGCAGAGAACAUACAAUUCCAAACCGCUCGUAUAUAUAAAUGGUGUUUCUGACUCAGUUGACACAACAACAUACUUCAAUGGAUUCAAACUCCACAGAUCAACCAUCUUUGAACUAACAUUUGAAGUUAAAGACCUGAUGACAUUCAAAGUGAGAACUGUUGGCCAGUACCUCCACUUCAGCACUGAAAUUAACAACCAAUUUGUAAGCAAAACAUCGGGCAUCCUUAGUGGUAGUUUGAACAGUAUAACAGCAGAUAAACUAGACCAUCUAUACAGCAGCAAUCUUACUUCUUUUGAAAUCUGCAGUGAUCUAUCUUCCACACAGACUAAAGCCUUAAGUGAGAGUUCUACAGUCCUGACACUCUCUCCAUAUACUCAACUAUAUGGCAAUGAAUCAAGUCUUUACAUGGCCAGAUAUUCAGUAUCAACAUGUGAUAGCAUCAUCCAUUACCCAAGUGAAGAUUACCGAGCACAGACGCAAGGCGGUUACAGUUUGUCCUUCAGCCAGUCCAGUUUACACCAAUACUUCUCCAUUGACACGUCUGUCUACCCCUCCCUUACUUUUGAAAUGCUUGUCAAAACACCAACUGGCAAUAGCAGUGGAGUCUUGUUUGGAUUUACAUCUGAUAGUAUAGCCUUCGCUUUGGUCAGUCAGGAAACAUCUAUACAGAUUCACACAUACACCAAUACCAACACUACUAUGUAUGACUCAGCACUGUCUGUGGAUGCUGAUGAAUGGAAUAAAGUGGUCCUAACUUAUGACACAACAUCUGGUGAAUGCUACUUGUACAUUAUCUAUGCAGAUGGUUCUUCAUCUACAACUGGCUCAUUUACAAUUGAAAGUACCAUAUUCAGUCAAACGGGAACUUUGUCCAUCGGCCAAUGGAAAAGCCCGUCAAAUUCCAAAGAAUACAGCUUACACAGUAGCUUUACUGGGGAAAUAGAAAAUUUCAUGAUUUGGAAUGUAAUUGUUGACGACAGUCAAGUUACACAACUUCACCAGAUGAACCCAUCCCUUGCAUCAGCAACAUUGAUCUAUGCUCUUGAAUUCAACGAAGGAGAUGGCGGAAUGACCUAUGACAGCAUUUACAACACAGAGGUUUCACUACCUGACUACCCAUGGAAUGCCCCAAAAUGGAAAAUAUCAGACCUAACAUACUCCAGCGGUGAUCUAACCUACCUUGCAUUUGUAUAUUUCAAAGAUUCCUCUCUGGCUCACGCAGCCAACGAGCUUUGUACAGCUGGUCUUUUCUCAUCCACAUGCUCAGGAAUCAACAAUGCAACAAUGGAAUUCUUCUUUGUUAACUGUAGGCAGGCAAUAGCAGCUACAAAUGACUUGACAUCUGGAUACAACAUUGUACUUGACGUCUACAAAAUAUGUUCAUCACAGAACAUUUUCAAUGCGACAGAAAUAGACUCUUACUGUGACUCAAUAAGUGAUGAACACAAGAAUGCCUCUACCUGCACCACUGACUGCCCAUAUGGCAUGGCCUACUCCAACGGAACCUGCGUCUGUUUCCAGGGUUACUAUGGAACCCAGUGUGACAACGUGUGCCCAGGAAGUUCUGACAGCCCAUGUAACAGCCAUGGAGAGUGUCAAGCUGAUGGGACGUGCCAGUGUUGGUGGAACUGGAAUGGAGAUUCCACCUGUUCCAGCUGCUCUUCAGAUGGGGCAGGCUUCAUGGUUGGUCCAGAUUGUCUUACACUAGACACCACUUCUUUGUCAGCUGCCUCUAACAAGAUUGGUGCAGUAUCAAGCAAUGGGUACUUUAUGACAUUCGAUGGCCAACAGAUAUCAUUUAUUGGUGAGACUGGUGCAUUCCUGCUUCUCAGCUCUGCAAAUCUGGGAAUUGAUGUCCAUGUUUACCAGGUCAGCUGUCACUAUGGCUCCUGUGUAGCAGCUGUGUCAUUAGAAACAGCCAAUGCAAGUGUUGUUAUUGCUCCACCAGGACAGGGCUAUGCUCCAAUUGUGUACAAAAAUGGAGAGCUCAUUACUCUUGAGGAUACCACUGUAGUUAUUGAUAGUUCCAUCACAAUCACACAAGACUCCCUAACAGAAAUAACAGUUGAGGGUAUCACUCUUGGUUCAAUAACCAUGAAGAUAGUUGUGCAAGAAGAAUUCCUCCAGGCCUCUGUAUACACACAAACAACAGUGUGCCAGUCAGCCACAGGCAUCUUUGGUGCAUGUGGAUCGGGAACGGAUUAUUCGUCAAUGACUGAAACUGAGAUCAAUGAAUAUAUUGUGACCAACUAUCGGCUAGCUAGCAGCAUUAUUUUAAGUUCUCUAAAUGCACCUGUUGGGGAUGGGUCAAAUAUAACAGGAUAUUCGCUCAAAUUUGACCAUAAUUCAGUUAUGACGAAGCCAUUAGAUUAUCCAAAUGGUGUUAGUUUAAAUAAUCAAAACUUCAGUCUCUCAAUUUACUGGAAACCCUAUUCAUAUGGAGGAUACAUUGUUUCAUAUGGAAAAGACAUUGCUUUUACCAUCCUGAACUCAGCCCCUCUGAAAUUACAAUAUGAGACAACUACUCUUGAAACAUCAGUUAAUCCUGAAUUGAAUUCCUGGAACCAACUUGUAUUAACAUUCAAUAGAGACAGUGAUACAAUAGACUUAUACUUCUUUAGUGCUACAUCUCAAGUAACUCAUGAGAUUCUGAGUUUCAGUUGUCCCACUAUAUUUGAAGUUGGUGGAACAAUAAUGCUUGGAGAGUAUUUGCCUGCAAAGGAGACCAAACACACUUAUACCACAGACCACUACUCAGGGGUAAUAGAUGAAGUUUCCAUCUGGAAGAAUCCGAUACCAAACAAUCUUGUAUAUCAGGCACACUUGUUGAGCACCAAAGUAUCUGGUUUCUCUUCAGAACUCAGUCAGCUGAUCUCCUUCUCAGAGGGAGUUGGGACAGUGGGAUUUGACGAUAUAUAUGGCAACAACCUCAUACUUCCAAAAGCUCCAUGGAAAUCACCAGAAUGGCUGGUCUCAGAUCUCGGUCUGAAAAAUCUUAGAGUGGUGGAAAACAUCCGAUCCCAGACUGAUAAUAUUGACUCAGAUGUUGAGACACUAUGUGCUGAAUUCUUUGAUGAUACCGCUGUAUCUUCAAACUGUGCCUCUGUAUCAACUUUCAUCAGGUGGUGGUACAAACAGAACUGUAUGAUUUCUGCUACACUUUCAGGCAACAUCUCGGAUGUGACAAUGGCCAUGGUUGACUUCACCUCAUUGUGUUCUGUGGUAGGCGACACAACCACACAACUGUUUGAUGUUAUAUGCAAUCUCAAUGUGACAAAACCGGGAUGGCUGGUGCAGAAAUGUUCCAACUGCGCGUUUGGAUAUGAUUAUAAUGGCGCAUGCAUGUGUUACUACGGUUACUAUGGAACACAGUGUGACUCAGUCUGCCCGGGUGGAGCAGCAAGUCCUUGCAAUGGACAUGGAGUGUGUGACAAGAGUGGACUAUGUCAGUGUUCUGGAAGAUUUAGUGGUGCCGAUUGUAGCAGUUGUCAGACUAGUUGGACGGGUGAUGAGUGUACAGUCAUGAAAGAUGCAGUUUACAAUCCCAUAGGAAACAAUGCAGAGACUCUUGUCUCUCAGGUCAACCUAAUUGGUCAGCUGUCCAUGUUUGAUGGUACGAUUGUUGACACAUCAAAGAGAGGGUACUUUGAGCUAAUGUCAGUAGACAGUCUGAAUGUUGCUAUGUAUGGUAGAUUUGGAGUGUGUUCAUCAUCAUCAAUACUCUAUAACUGUCUGAUUGGAUUUGUGAUUGAACAUCAAGGGAAGGAGUAUUACAUAAGUCAUGAAGCUUAUGACCAGCUAUCCAGCAUAGAAAUAAUGACAAAAGAUUCAAACUUGACCUUAUAUACUAAAAUGAUAUUAGGUGACAUUACACUAGAGCUUGAAUCUCCCACAACACUGAAGAUGACAAUGGCGGGCUCCAACAUGGAAGUGAAAAUAUCCUCAAUCAGUGACAGACUUCUAGCAACAAUGUCCUUGCCAAGAACUGAAUGGGAUACGUUGCAAAGCAACCUAGAUGGUGUAGUGACUUCCUGUGAUACUCAAGUAGCAAUAACUGCAUCCAACUGUAGUGAUGUCACCAGAGAGAAAAUAUGCACCAACACUCACACGAUAGCACCAGAAUGUGCCCUCUCUCAAACGCAAGAUGCUCUCUCCCAGUACAUCUCCAAUAAGGCUUAUACAAACUCUGAAUUUAUGGACAUAGUUGAAGAAAGAUACCUUUCUCCUCUAGCACCAAACUGCCUAUCAAUCUCUGAAGGAAGUGGAAUAACAACAUCAGGAAUCAGCAUGCCGAGCUCAGAUUUCAACAUUGAAAUGCAUGUGAAACCAGACAAGAAAGGUGGGAUUCUCAUGACAUAUGACAAUGCUGGAGACUAUGUGGUACUUUUGAACCAUGACGUCACGGAUCAGCUGGUACUUCACACACCUACCAAGAACUUCUUCACGGGUCUAACACUGGAUAACAACAAGUGGAACCAGAUCAACCUGGCUUGGAGAGAUGAGGAUGACACCUUAGAGGUCUACAUGGCAGAUGAUACAGGUACAUUUUCUUCCUUUGCUUGUCCAAUCACUGACAUAUUUGAGGCUCCAGGAACAAUGACCCUUGGCCAAUUGACACCAGGUCUUACAACUGCCAUCGCAACAGGAGACUUCUCAGGAAAGAUAGAUGAAGUCCGUAUCUGGUCCAGAGACCAUAAUCCAAAUGUGAUUACAGAUAACUUCCGUGUUACAGCAACUACGACAACAUCAGGCGUAACCCACAUGUGGAAUUUCAAUGAAGGCACUGGUCUCACAGCGUAUGAGAAGAUAUCAGGACAGAACAUGAUGCCAGUGGACACUGCCAAUGCUCCUAAGUGGGUGAAAUCUGACCUUGACCUUUCUACUGAAGAUGCUCUAGAUGUUCCCAAACUGACCUCACAAGACGAACAAAAUGCUGAAUUAGUGACAGCAGCCCAAACCACAUGCACUAACCUAAUAGACUCAUUCUCAUUCAAUGCUGUUAGCUCAGAUAUUGAUUUACUGCUUGCUGUAUAUAAAGCUCUGUGUGUACAAGAAAUGAUUUCAGCAGAUAAUGAGGACCAGGCAGCAGCAAUAACUGCCAGCUUGGCAGAUGUCUAUAUGGCACAGACAAAUGAAUCAAACCCGUUAGUAGACCUAUGUACUGUGACUUCCAUAGCUGCUUUCAUAGGAUCUCAAGAUGAUAAUGGAACAUGCUCUUUGUGCAUUUUUAAGAGGCUAGACGUAAGUGAUGGAUGUGUUUGUCUGGACAGCCGUUCAGGAGAGGGUUGUGAUCAGGCUUGUCCAUCUGUUGAGAAUAAGGAGCCAUGUAGCUCCUCUGGAGUGUGCUACUCUGGCCAGUGCAGCUGCCAUCCAAAACAUUACACUAGUGAAAGUUCGGCCGAAUUAUUUUGGAAAAACUACAUCAGUGGAACCGACAUGAGCAUGCCAACUGAUUAUGCCUGUGAAACCUGCUCAGGAGACUGGGUAGGAAAAGAAUGUGAAUUUUCAAUUGCCACACCAACUUCAACAGGCACUGCUGGUGCCUUGGCAUAUGGGUCUUUCAUCACAACUGUGGGUGGAAUGUCAUUCUCCCAUGCAACUCCAGGAACAUACACACUACUCAAGACUGAUUCACUUGAGGUCCAGGCUCAGUACAGCCCUUGUGUAGGGGACAACACCUGCCGUAAGAUGACUGAGCUUGCCAUAUCAGAUGGAUCAACAUCUGUUCACGUACAACAUAACCCUGAUGGCGGCAAUUUGACAGUACUUGUGAAAGAAAGUGGGUCCCAACCUGAAACACUUUUGUACCCUGAAGAAAAGACAUUUGGAAGUAUCUCUAUCAAAUGGAAUCAAGAUCCAUUCAUAGAAUUAACAAGUGGUGGCUCAUCGUUUGUUGCUUAUGAUUCAGCAAUAGGACUCAUUACAAAUGCCAAGAUAGUAUCAGGUCAUGCAGAAUCCAACCAAGGGCUCCUAGGAAGCUCAGGAACUGACUGGGUCAGCGACGUCAAAUGCCAAGGAGAAACUGCUUCCAUCACAGAGAGCGAUAUGACUACAGACUAUGUUGGGGAUUGUGUCAAAGAAAGGUAUAUGCCACAAACAAGCCUUAUUGACCAUGAAGAUGGCACUGAACAGUUAACAUCAGGGGGAUUCAGUCUACAUUUGAAAGGUGACACACAAUUUACAGCCACAGGGUUUGAUGUGGAACAAGGGAUUUCAGACAUAACCAUGGCAUUAUGGGUGAAACAUGACUCAACAUCAAGUAAGCGAUCUACAGCAUCGUUCAAUGUCAUGACAGUAGACAUGGGAGCAAGCUCAGUAGUUGUUCGUGUUGACUCGGGCACUCUAGUGUUUGACUGGGAUACAGCAUAUACAACAGGCAUAACAUUCAGUUCAGGUGAAUGGUACUACCUUGUCUGGACCUGGGCCUCAGACACUGGCUCAGUUUCAGUAUUCCUCAUCUCGGACACAACCAUCCAGGCCAAAAGCCCAAUCAGUGCAACUGUGAAGCAAGGACAGACCAUUGACAUGGAGAGUAUCACCAUGAUUGCUGCUGGGUCUGAUUCACUUACUGUGGAUUGUGUGAGAACAUGGAAAGAGACCAAGUCGGUUGAUGAUUCUAGUGAAGCCAGCAAACAGUACUGUGGGACCACUAAGGCUGGAGACAAACUGAUGCUGGUCAUGACCUUUGAUGAGGGUAAUGGGACCACAUCUUCCAUGAGCACAUACAACCCUGCCACUGGAGCAGUGUAUGGAUCAGCUGUUGGAAACACAACAGUCACUGUUACAGGCUCUGACUUAAGCGACAUAUGGAAACCCUCCUCAAUCCCAGUAGACAACAUCAACUCACCUCGAACCCUGACGACCUUCAGCAGAGUCGAUUCAGUCAACUACACAGCAGCUGCCAUAGAAUGCCUUGAAGUAUUGGAGAAUGAAAACAUUACUGAACACUGUGACACUCUGCCAUCCGGAAUUAAAGAUCACUUCCUGGAGGCAUGUAUAAGGGAGUACAGCAGAAUCGGGGCAACGGAAUCACAGGCCAUUAUGCUCAAGUCUUUGAUCUUUUAUUGUGCAACUGCCAUGAGCGUAUCAGAAUGCAACUUUAAAGAUUAUUUCUACUUCUGUGACGAAAUUGAGGAAGACAGUGCAGCGUUCCCAGUAUGGAUAAUCGGAGUUGUUGCUGGUGUAUUGUUGUUAGUAAUAGUGGCUGUAGUUGGUGCACUUCUUUACAAAAAAUACAAGAAGAGAAAGGAAGAGCAAGAUUUAGGAGAAAAUGGUGACUACGCUGUACUGCAAAACAGAGUAACUAAUACAAGGUUCAACAAAUCACGCCUUGGGUACAACAGAAGGGAUAAGGAGACAUCAUUCAUGAGUGGCAGAGACUCUCAAUGGGAUGAUGGCAGGGAAUCCGCCCUCUCUUUUGAGUCUGGACGCGCUUCGCAGGCAUCUAUCGGCACCAGGUUCUUUGAGUCUCCAAUCAUGUUCAUGAGCGCGGCCCCAAGUAGCACCUUUGGCACCAGGGCAGAAUCUGCAGGAAGUAGGACUAGUUCACCUUUCAACUGGCUCAAGAAAAAGAAAGAAGUCAAACCGGAGAGCAUCACUGUGGGUCCUGUAGGUAAAGUUCCUGAAAAAUUCAAGAAGCAGGAAGACCUCUCAAAUGUGAAAACGGAAGGCAAGUCAACAUUCUCGGCUGUGUCAAAACUCAUCAACAAAGCGCGCAAGGAUGCAGUAGCAGAGUCCCCUCACCCUGAGCCCGAGCAAGGGGAAAUUACCAAAGGUCCAUCAAGGAGGAGCUCCUUGUUUCAAGCCAAGACUUCUGCCCCGUCCUCUCCCGUCAACAGCCCACUGGAAAGCCCCACAGGAAGCCGCCUCUGGUAUCGCAGAGGAAGCUCGCCACCAAUGAGUCCUACAGGCUCAGUAAGCAGCAGUACAAGCAAGACACCAAAGAUCACUCCAGCCCACAUACCUCGCUCCCAACCCACGGCACCUGCAAGCAUUUUUGGUGGAAACGGUGCCCGCGAGACGCCCAAGCCCAGAUUUGGGACAGAUGCCCCAACAACCAUCACAGGGACCAGGGAAACACCUCAGCCUAAGUUCUUCAGUAAUGAGGGACAAUUGUCAUUUGGUGGAGAGACUGCAAACCCCUGGAAGAAGUCGGUAUCUAUACCCCGGCUACCUCCACCAAUGAACUUGGCGUCUCGUAAACAAAGAAAAGAUGACAAAUAAACACAAAAAUGCAGUGGGCCAUCAUUUUUUUUAUUUUUAUAAGUGUUUGACAAUAUAUGACAGUUUUGUUUAAAUUAAUAUAUACAUAAAGCAUUCAUAAUGAUCUUGUACUUAAUUUACAUUUCUCAUUCUUUUGUAUAACCAGUAGUAAUGUUGCUGUAAUGAUGAGAAGACAUUUUGUUGUGCCAAUUUUGAUACAGUAAUCAACUAACCAUUCCAUCCGAAGACUGUGAUAAAUCUAAAUUCCACCUGUGAUAUUUUAAAAAAAGUGUUUUGGUACUUAAAAGUUUGUGUAAAUAAUUUGAACACUGUUUCUAUCUGCAUUAUGCAUAUUUAUUCUGAUAUCCAGGACCUUUAGACAUAUAUAUAAGCUGCUGGUAGCAUUGUUUUCGUUAUCUUUAUUUUUCAGCUGCAGCCAAAUGUAUAAUUGGAUAAAUAGUGGCCAAUAAAUUAACAUCUUGGCUAAUUUUAACCAAACUGAAGAAUUAAAUUGUUUUAAACAAUUGACUGCUGUUUCUUUAAAUAUGUCUCCAUGUCUUUCAAUAUACUUAUUACUAAUUCAUUUUAUAUUUAUCGGUAACUGUUGUUAAUACUAUCAGAAUUGUAUACCAUGUUGUAUAUACAUAUCAGAUCAUUUCUAUUGAAUUUCAUGUUAAAACUUAUUUUUCUAUUUUCCUAAAAUAAAUUCUUUGA
This is a messenger RNA of Mya arenaria, 28800 nucleotides long. RefSeq lists its product as uncharacterized. The transcript is spliced from 43 exons. The record is from RefSeq and is a predicted model, not a curated record. NCBI's taxonomy places the organism in Eukaryota, Metazoa, Mollusca, Bivalvia, Myida, Myidae. Gene Ontology annotation, biological process: motor neuron axon guidance; cell communication. Gene Ontology annotation, cellular component: membrane. The coding region runs from base 139 to 28107 and encodes 9322 amino acids.